Messenger RNA from Mesocricetus auratus (golden hamster), 1471 nucleotides. Its product is annotated as keratin, type I cytoskeletal 19. Gene Ontology annotation, molecular function: structural molecule activity. The record is from RefSeq and is a predicted model, not a curated record. Bases 91 to 1302 code for a protein of 403 amino acids. The transcript has 6 exons. Lineage: Eukaryota; Metazoa; Chordata; Mammalia; Rodentia; Cricetidae.
ACCCCAGGUGAGGGCCUUGCCACUCCUCCUGCGGUCAGUUGCUCUCAGGUCUGUGUCCCCUGUCGCUUCACUGCAGUCUUCCUCCUCACUAUGACUUCCUAUAGUUAUCGCCAGUCCUCAGCCGUCUCUUCCUUCGGGGGUUUCGGCGGAGGCUCGGUGCGCUUUGGCUCAGGGGGUGUUUUCCGUGCACCCAGCAUCCACGGGGGUUCGGGCGGCCGCGGUGUGUCCGUAUCCUCCACCCGCAUCGUGUCCUCGUCCUCUGGAAGCUAUGGCGGAGGCUACGGAGGAAGUUUUGGUGGGAACCUGGCUGUGUCCGAUGGGCUGCUGGCUGGCAACGAGAAGCUCACCAUGCAGAACCUCAACGAUCGCCUCGCCUCCUACUUGGACAAGGUGCGCGCCCUGGAGCAGGCUAAUGGCGAGCUGGAGGUGAAGAUUCGCGACUGGUACCAGAAGCAGGGGCCCGGACCCUCUCGUGAUUACAGCCACUACUACAAGACUAUCGAGGAUUUGCGCGACAAGAUUCUUGGCGCCACCAUUGAAAACUCCAAGAUUGUCCUGCAGAUUGACAAUGCCCGCCUGGCUGCAGAUGACUUCCGAACCAAGUUUGAGACAGAGCAGGCCUUGCGUCUGAGCGUGGAGGCCGACAUCAAUGGCCUGCGCCGGGUGCUGGAUGAGCUGACCCUGGCCAGGACUGACCUGGAGAUGCAGAUCGAGAGCCUGAAGGAGGAGCUGGCCUACCUGAAGAAGAACCACGAGGAGGAAAUUAGUGCCCUGAGGAGCCAGGUGGGUGGCCAGGUCAGCGUGGAGGUGGAUUCAGCUCCAGGCAUUGACCUAGCCAAGAUCCUGAGUGACAUGAGAAGUCAGUAUGAGGUCAUGGCGGAGAAGAACCGGAAGGAUGCUGAAACCUUGUUCAUCACUCGGACCGAGGAGCUGAACAGGGAGGUUGCCAGCCACACGGAGCAGCUGCAGAUGAGCAAGUCGGAAGUCACCGACCUCCGACGUACCCUCCAGAGCCUUGAGAUUGAGCUACAGUCCCAGCUCAGCAUGAAAGCCGCCCUGGAAGGCACGCUGGCAGAGACAGAGGCCCGCUACUCAGCCCAGCUGUCACAGAUCCAGGCUGUGAUCAGCAGCAUCGAAGCCCAGCUGAGCAGUGUGCGCGCUGACACUGAGCGCCAGAAUCAGGAGUAUCAGCAGCUCAUGGACAUCAAGUCGAGGCUGGAGCAGGAGAUUGCCACUUACCGUAGCCUGCUUGAGGGCCAGGAAGCCCACUACAACAACCUGCCCACCCCCAAGGCCAUCUGAGCUUUUCCUGGGCUCCGGCCCUGUUGCCAGUGAGACUCCCCUGGGGAGGGGCCUGACUGGGGUGACACGUUUACUCCAGCUCUUUCCUUGAUUUGCCAAUAAAACUAUCCUCCAUGGGAAGAAUGACGCUUUGCUUAUUUCAGCCCAUGGAGUGAUGGGUCAUGCCUUA